Molecule: messenger RNA, 1589 nt
Organism: Durio zibethinus
Lineage: Eukaryota; Viridiplantae; Streptophyta; Magnoliopsida; Malvales; Malvaceae
Product: auxin-responsive protein IAA12-like
Biological process (GO): regulation of DNA-templated transcription
Cellular component (GO): nucleus
Source: RefSeq, a predicted model, not a curated record
GCACUAGCAGACAUAUGGGUCCCAUCAUCAUCACUUCCUCCACCACCUUCCCCAACCGACCUUCCCUCCUUUUGCCUGACCUAUACAGUCUCUCUUUCUCUCUCUCACCGAAACAACCCUUUUUUUUUUUUUUCUCUCAAAGCUGCCUAUUUCUUCACCUGUGCCAAGUCUUGAACCUUCUUAAUUUUCUUGCUUGUUUGUAAUGGAAGGUGGUUUAAUUUUACUUGGUGGCGGUGGUGGUGGUUCUUCUGGGGUUUCUACAAAGGAGUCAGCAGUUUCUAAAGUGGAGGUUGUUUCUGAAGCAAGUUCCUAUCCAGCGGAGAGUGAGCUGGAGUUAGGCCUGGGGCUGAGCCUUGGUGGUAGUGGUGGUGCUACAGGGAAGACCAAGCCCGCCUGUAGUUCUUCAUGGGGUGAGUGUGGAAGAAUCUUGACUGCAAAAGACUUCCCUUCAGUGGUCUCUCAUAAAGCUAAUAACGGUGUUCCUUCUUCUAUUGCUGUUUCUGGGACCAAGAGAGCCGCUGAGUCUGUCUCCCAUGAGGGUGGAUCUCCUACUGGCGUCGGUCACGUUGUGGGAUGGCCACCCAUAAGGGCUUAUAGGAUGAACAGUUUGGUUAACCAAGCAAAGGCUCCAAGAGCUGAAGAGGACAAGGAAAUUUGUGAAAAAGACAAACUCAAGGAUGCUUCGAAAAAGAAACUUUACAAUGGCAACAAAAUCAGUUCUGCUGUUAAUGAAAAAGGACAUCUUGGGUUUGUUAAGGUCAAUAUGGAUGGAAUUCCAAUAGGAAGGAAGGUGGAUUUGAAUGCUCAUUCAUGCUAUGAGAGUUUGGCUCAAGCACUGGAAGAUAUGUUUCUCAGAUCUGCUAACUCAGUUGGUGCAGAGAAGGAACAAGUAACAAAACCCUCUAAGCUUUUGGAUGAAUCAUCUGAAUUUGUUCUGACCUAUGAAGACAAAGAGGGAGACUGGAUGCUUGUAGGAGAUGUCCCAUGGAGGAUGUUUCUCAGUUCAGUCAGAAGGCUCCGGAUCAUGAGGACGUCGGAGGCUAAUGGACUUGCUCCAAGAUUUCAUGAAAGCAAUGAAAGGCAAAGAAGCAAGCCCAUUUAGCAUCAUAGCCGUCCAUCAUUUGAAUUCCAGAAAGACAAAAAGAAAACCCACAGUUUGAACACAGAAGCUAAAAGAAAUUAGAGAAGUUGAUGAGUUGAAGCAUAUUGCCAAGAUUGUUUUCUCACUGCUUGUUAGAGUUAUUCUCGAAUCAUUUUAUGUUUCUUGCUGCUUUUUGUUUUGUUAGGUCAUAUUCAAUUUAGCUUUCUCUCUUAUAUACUGCCAUCAUACGAUCCUGCGACCUUGACUGGAAUGCUGCUUUGUUACACUGUACAUAUGGGAGUACUCGAAAUCUAGAGUGCUUUGAGUAUUGCUGCCAUCAAGCAGCUCAGUUUUACUGUUGAGAUAUAAGAAAUGUUUGUGUGAUUCUGAUGUUAAAUGUGUUUUCAUUCUGUUGGUUGGCCCUGUUUUCGUUAUGUUAUACUUUAAUCCGAGUUUCUGAGUGUUUUGUUAUUACCGGGCUUUGGCCUACAAAUUCUGAUCAUUCUAA